CUCAAAAGCAUUCAAAUAUAGAAUAUACGAAAACUUCAGUGCCAAAAAAUCGAGAAAAUGACUAGCUCCACUUCAACUAUUAUCUUCGCCUUAUGCGGACUCUUCGCAAUCGCCAUAGCACAUCCACUACUGGAAGAGUCAGCGCCAUACAAUGACGAAGCCGCGGUUUAUCUUGUCGCUGACCAAAACUGGCUGGAGGGCGAGCCUUCGGAGCUGCUAGUGCGUCAUGCGCGUUCACCGUCUUCUUCUGAGGAAUCUUCAAAGGAAGAUAAAGGCAGGGGCAGAGUUGAACUGAAAUACGAGGAGACGGAGCGAGGACGAGAGGGCAGCUUCAAGUACAAUCACAAUUUGUUGAAAAGCGACGACGACAGUUAUAGCAUCGACGCCUAUGCGCAGGGCAGACGUAAUUAUGAUUGGAAUCAGAACGAUUUCCAAGGUGGACUCGAAGGGCGUUGGAAUUUUAGGGGUUAAUGCCAUGAACGAAAAUUAAUAAUAAAUUUAUAAAUCUGUAUAUGCAAACGCCUUACUAA
Molecule: messenger RNA, 530 nt
Organism: Bactrocera tryoni
Lineage: Eukaryota; Metazoa; Arthropoda; Insecta; Diptera; Tephritidae
Exons: 1
Coding region: 58-471 (137 amino acids)
Source: RefSeq, a predicted model, not a curated record